This is a messenger RNA of Otolemur garnettii (small-eared galago), 4891 nucleotides long. It is a transcript of the gene MNT, whose product is annotated as MAX network transcriptional repressor. The record is from RefSeq and is a predicted model, not a curated record. NCBI's taxonomy places the organism in Eukaryota, Metazoa, Chordata, Mammalia, Primates, Galagidae. The coding region runs from base 347 to 2107 and encodes 586 amino acids. Gene Ontology annotation, biological process: regulation of transcription by RNA polymerase II. The transcript is spliced from 6 exons. Gene Ontology annotation, molecular function: DNA-binding transcription factor activity, RNA polymerase II-specific; RNA polymerase II cis-regulatory region sequence-specific DNA binding; protein dimerization activity.
AUCUUGUUGCAAAGCCCUUUCUUGUCGGCGGGACUCCCGGGGGCCGCGGGGCGGGAGGCAUCGGAAGGGACGAAGAGAGGGAGGGGAAGAAGAGAGGCAGUGCCGCCUUUUUUUUUUUGCAUCACAUUUUUUUUUAAAUUGCAAAUUUAUGUUUUGCAAAUAUUUUGGGAGACAUUGAUUUUUCUCCCUGUGCUCCCCCGUUCUUCCCUGUGGAGUGCGCUGCUCUGCCCAGCCCUGUCGCCCCCCGGAGGUGAUCCCUCCCUCCUGCCUGCCCGCCAGCCUGACCUGUGCCCGACUUGCGGGCCGCAGCCUCGGCCCCGGCGCGCCCCCGGCAGCUCUCGGCGCGAUGAGCAUAGAGACGCUACUGGAGGCGGCCCGCUUCCUGGAAUGGCAAGCGCAGCAACAACAGAGAGCACGUGAGGAGCAGGAGCGGCUUCGCUUGGAGCGGGAGCGGGAGCAGGAGCAGAAGAAGGCCAGUAGCCUGGCCAGAUUGGCACAUGCCCUGCCUGUGGAGGAGGCCCGCAUUGAGGCACCAUCCCUGCCUCUGUCCCCGCUGGGACCCCCACCGGCACCCCCACCACCGCUUGCCACCCCCACCCCACUGACUGUCAUUCCUAUUCCUGUAGUGACCAACUCUCCUCAACCCCUGCCCCCACCCCCACCACUGCCCCCUGCAGCCCAGCCUCUGCCCCUGGCCCCUCGGCAGCCAGCCCUGGUCAGCACCCCUGGACUCAGCAUUAAGGAGCCUGCCCCUCUGCCCACCAGGCCACAGGUGCCCACCCCAGCUCCCCUCCUGCCGGAUUCAAAGACCACCAUUCCACCCACUGGCAGCCCCAAGCCUUUGCAGCCCCUCCCCACACCCAUCCUGACCAUAGCACCACACCCUGGAGUCCAGCCUCAGCUGGCCCCCCAGCAGCCACCCCCACCCACGCUUGGGACCCUGAAGUUGGCACCAGCUGAAGAAGUCAAAUCCAGUGAACAGAAGAAGAGGCCUGGGGGGAUCGGAACCAGAGAAGUCCACAACAAACUGGAAAAGAACAGGAGGGCCCAUCUGAAGGAAUGCUUUGAGACCCUGAAGCGUAACAUCCCCAACGUGGAUGACAAGAAGACAUCGAAUUUGAGCGUGCUGCGGACCGCGCUGCGGUACAUCCAGUCCCUAAAGAGGAAGGAGAAGGAAUAUGAGCAUGAGAUGGAGCGGCUGGCUCGGGAGAAGAUAGCCACACAGCAGCGGCUGGCAGAGCUCAAGCAUGAGCUAAGCCAGUGGAUGGACGUCCUCGAGAUUGAUCGCGUGCUCCGGCAGACAGGCCAACCUGAGGAUGACCAGGCCUCCACCUCAACUGCCUCUGAGGGUGAGGACAACAUAGACGAGGAUAUGGAGGAGGACCGGGCAGGCCUAGGCCCACCUAAGCUGAGCCAUCGUCCUCAACCGGAGCUGCUGAAGUCUACCCUGCCACCCCCCAGCACCGCCCCUGUGCCUCUGCCUCCACACCCACACCCACACCCAGUGGCCCUGUCUCCUGCUCACCUCCCUGUGCAGCAGCAGCCGCCACAGCAGAAGACCCCUUUGCCAGCUCCUCCUCCCCCACCAGCUGCCCCUGCCCAGACGCUAGUGCCAGCUCCAGCCCAUUUGGUGGCUACGGCUGGGGGUGGCUCUACAGUCAUUGCCCACACAGCCACCACCCAUGCCUCAGUCAUCCAGACUGUGAACCACGUUCUGCAGGGGCCGGGUGGCAAGCACAUCGCCCACAUUGCCCCCUCGGCCCCCAGCCCUGCUGUGCAGCUGGCACCUGCCACGCCCCCCAUUGGCCACAUCACAGUGCACCCUGCCACCCUCAACCAUGUGGCCCACCUAGGCUCCCAGCUGCCUUUGUACCCACAGCCUGUGGCAGUGAGCCAGCCUGUGGCGGUGAGCCACAUUGCCCAUACCCUCUCGCACCAGCAAGUAAAUGGCACAGCCGGGCUGGGGCCGCCAGCCACUGUCAUGGCAAAGCCAGCUGUGGGGGCUCAGGUGGUCCACCACCCCCAGCUGGUAGGCCAGACAGUGCUCAACCCUGUGACCAUGGUCACCAUGCCCUCCUUCCCAGUCAGCACACUCAAGCUGGCUUGAGGAUGAGGCCACUCAGAGGCCCCCAGUUGGGGCAGGGAGGGGGACCUGUACCCCACUGUCCCACCCACCAGCUCCACACAUUCCAGCCAGGCCCAGGCCCACCCCCCCCAUACCCACCCCCAGGCCUCCUAGGGGAAGGGGGUGUAGAGACUCUGAGCCAGGGGAGGGAGGGGCCACCCCAGGGAGUUGGGCACAGGGCUGGGGGUUACCUGCUGCACUAGGACUUGAUAAAAUGACUGAUGAGAGAUACUCUGAACGUGCUGCCUGUCUGGCCUGGUGCCAGCUCCAGUGCUGUUCCUGCUUCCCCACCCUGUCCCCUGAAAUCAGCGCGAUGUGGAUGUUGUGUUCUCCGAAUUCUCCCUUCCCUGCCCACCUUCCCAUUCUGCUGCUGCUGCUGCUGCUGCUGCUAUUGCUAUUGCUGUCUGGUGAGGUAGCCAAGCGUCCUAGGCCUCCCCCCGGAUUUUCAGUGUUCUCUUUCCAGGCCUUUGGAGGGAAAAUAGCAUAGGCAGAACUGAAGCCACUUGGCCCAGAAAGCUUGGGACAAGACUGGUGGGGGCCUUCCCCUGAGCACAGAUGACAAAUCCUAGGAAGAGGCUGGUCUGGAGCCCUACCCAGACAGGUGAGUGCCCUAGCCUGGGGCUCUCUGAUGCAUUUGCAGUCUCUGUGAUUCCUUACAGUAGAAAGUCUUUUUAAUGAUUCUCUACCAACAAUAAACCAAACCCAGGCUGUUACCAAGCUUCCUGAGCACUCCCAUCCAGCCCCUGCGCUCUUGACCUCAGGAAGGCAGGCUGGGGGUAGGGAAGGAGGGGCUUGGUUCUGCCCCUGACUCCUGCAGCCUGGGUCUGGACAUUUGUUCCUGUCUUUGGGCUUGGCUCUUCAUUUCAAGAAGGCAGCAAGGAGAGGUGCUUUGCUCACUCCCCUGCUUCCUUCCUUCUGCUUGGUGCUGUGCAUUGCCCCAGGGAGUGGGGGCCCCUUGCAGCUUGGGAACCUGUGGACCAGCAUCUGGUCUUGGUUCCAGGAGCCUUAGAAGCUACAUUGCUGAGUCCUCAGGAAGUUAAAUCCUUCCCCAAACAAGCCCUGGGGACAUGCAUAAAAAGUGGGGCUAGGGCUGGGCCUUCAGUAACUGUGGAGGAGAGCUGCUCCUGCUCCAGACUCUUCUGCCUGUCAUCUCUGUUCCUGAAUGUCCCCUUCUCUGGACGGACAGUUUUCAGAGUGCCCUCCCCGAGGUACUGCUGUGUACUACUACCUUUCUCUGAGAAAAGUCCUUAGUUGGGCCAAGGAUUGGGCUUAGCCUGGGAUGGAGAGUAAUAGGGAUCCAGUGUUGGGGAUGCUGCCCUCCCUGCCUCUGCCUUGGCAGGCUGCUUUGGCUUCUCUUUGUAUGUGGUGUUUAUUGUAAGUGGCCUUGUGUCAAACACAGUUACAUGCACAUGUGGCUCCCCACCUGGACACACACCAGUGGGCUUUCAGUGUGGGAGGAGUGACCCUAGGUGUGAAGUUUGCAUUGACAAGUGGGGCAGGGUUCUGGACAGGCAAGGGGCCAGAGGGGAGAGUUCAGGAUUCUCUGGAAUGCCCUGGCAGGCACAGAGGAGCCAGCAUAGAUCUUGAAUAUUCUCCCAUUCAAUUCCAACCUGGUCCUGGAGACCACCAGGGGACUUUCUUAUUCUUGUCUGUCUGUACUGGGGGUGGAAAAGGGGCAGCUAGGAACCAGGUUUCUACCCUCAGAGGGCCAGAAGAGGGAGCCCCACAGCCCUGCACAGCAUCCCUCUUUGAGCUUGCUGCCUUCCUGCAGCUGCAGCCACCUACACCUAACACCCUGGCUCUUUGGGAGCCAGUUUUGUUCCCAUUUGACAACAAUAGAAAGAGCAGGAGAGUCCAGGGCAGGCCUGACACACCAGGACAGUCAGAGCAGCUUUGGCAACCUUGCCCCUCCCUCAGUCUGUCCACCUCUCCCUGCAUCCUGAGGCCAGUCGCCCCUGGGGCCUGCACAGAUACCUCAUCAUCUACUCACCGCCCCCAGCAGUGGGGCCUCCAAAUCUAGUGCCGAAUGACUAUGUCCAGAUUGGUGACGAUGGGUGUUGCUGUUGUUUUUGUUGUUUGUGAACGCUGUGAUGCUGUGUGCCCAAGUGGGCAGCCACCACCCAGCCCUUCUUUGGGCAUCUCCCUCACCCCACCCCUCACCCAGAGCUGUCAGGACUACAUCUGUCCUCACCCUGUGGGACCGCCUGCCCCUUCCCUCCCUAGCCCUUCCAGCCUGGGACACACACACACUUCUUACCUCUCAUGCGUGUUUGACCUUUUGAUGUUCAGAGUGACUCACUGGCUGGGAGUCUUUACCUCGGGGAGAGGGGGUCGUUGGUUCCUUGGGGGAGCCAAAGAAGGGCAGGGAACGCCUGGAGGGUAAUUGGGGGAUCAUCCUAACCCCUGCUCUCCCUGCUCUCUCCAGGAACAGCUUCUCCCCCCAUCCCAGGGUCCCACCCCCAACCCCCAAAGAGGUGGCCCUUGUUUACAGUGAGGACUCAGUCACUGUGUCUCUGUUUCCUGAAAUAUAAACUGUAGCGACCCCAGACUGUAGAGAUUUUUAUGUGUUUGGAUACAUCUGCUGUGUGGGAAAAAAAAAAGUUCAAAAACCCUAAUUUUGUACAUAUUGUAUUUUUACUAUUGAACUGUAUUCUAGUGGCUGUUCAUGUUCCAAGACUUUAGAUAUUGAGACAUGAAUACUAUCUAUGUAAUAAGCACUUGCCUGGAAUAAAAUAUAAACUGAAAUAAACCUGCACUGAAACCUGA